AUGUCACAAGAGAUCAUUUCUGAAGUGCAGGAGUACACCAUAAUGUACACUUUCAAUAUUGUCCAAAAGAUCAAGAAAUGGAACGAUGGGAAACUCAAGUUUUUCAAAUUUAAUAACAAAGUUCAAGUAUUCAAUGAAGAUUCAAUAUUGGUAACUUCACAAUUUUUACAAAAUGAUAAAAUGCUUCAAAUGGAUACAUGGGGGUCAGAAUUUAAACUAGGAAGUGUCCUUGUUAUGAUAGAAGAAAUGGUUUUUGAAACUUCAAGAGAUAUUUCAAAUGUUUUCAAAAAGGAAAAUAAAACAAAAACUAUAGAGAUUAAAGAAACUUCAAGAAAAAUUACACCUUUAAAAGAUCGAAAUAAUAGUCCUUCAUUGCUUUUAGAAAGGAGAAGAGUUGGUUUGAGUAAAAAUAGAACACCUUCAAAGUUAAGUCAAAGGAAAUCACAGUUGAAUGUUGGUGAUGAAGUAGCUCCAAUAAAACAGACAACAAGGCAAAUGACUCCCGUUAUAAGAAAAACACCACAAGAAGUCGAUCAUAUUCAACAUGAUUCAAAUUUUCUUUUGAGAUCUAGAGAAAGAAAGAAAAUUACACCAAGAUCAAAUCCAAUACCCAAACCUCAACCUCAAUCUAAAUCAACCAUUCCAAUUACCAAAGAACCAACAUUAUUAGAAACACCAACUACCAAGACAACUACAAAACAUGCAUUAGAUUUUGAAGAUGAAUUUGAUGAUUUAGACUCACCAUCAUUAAUCCCAUCAGAUAAAUUCUUCUUAUUAGGACCAAAAAGGUCUACAACACCAUCAAAAACAACAAGUCAUAAACAAAAAUCAAGGAAAAGUGAAUCAAAUUCAGGACCGGUAUCCCAAGAAGAUCAAUCUUCAUCAGAAGUGAUAGCUCCACAAUUAGAAGUACCAUCUACUCAAUUAAAUUUCCAAAAUGGUGAAAUCAAAUGGGACGAUGAAUCAUUAACUAGAUCAAAUACAAAAAUUCAAAAUUCAUUAAAUUCAUUAAUCCCAAGUCCAGAUAAUACACCAAUUCAAAAACCUAUUAAAAGGAUAAGUUCAAAUAGAUCUAAAAGAGAAACUAUCAAAAUAUCUAAACCUAAAAUACCCUUAUCAGAUAUUUCAAAUCAUUCAAUUCAUCCAACUACUCCUAAAUCUAUAAUACAACAAAACAAAAUCAAAAAAUUGAGUAUUGAAUCACAAGAUUCUGAAUUUGAUGAAAUUGAAUCACAAUCACAAUCCCAAUCACAAAGUAUAAAAAAUAAAGAUUCUUUUGGGUUAAGAACUGAUAAAAUUACACAAACUGAGACUUAUGAUUUUAAGAAUAGACCUAAUGAUGGGUUAAGAGUUAAAGUAAGUGAAGUUACUGGUAAUAAUUAG
This is a messenger RNA of Hansenula ciferrii, 1383 nucleotides long. RefSeq names its product Mte1p (gene MTE1). The coding region runs from base 1 to 1383 and encodes 460 amino acids. The transcript has a single exon. The record is from RefSeq and is a predicted model, not a curated record. Lineage: Eukaryota; Fungi; Ascomycota; Saccharomycetes; Phaffomycetales; Wickerhamomycetaceae.